Blepharisma stoltei is the source of this 228-nucleotide messenger RNA. The record is from the annotation of a GenBank genome assembly. NCBI's taxonomy places the organism in Eukaryota, Ciliophora, Heterotrichea, Heterotrichida, Blepharismidae.
AUGCCUGAAAAGAAAAUUAUCGUUGAAUUUUUAGGACGCCCUUGGCAUAUUUCUCUCAUAAUGUGCAAGUUGACCCGAGAACGCAACAAAAAUCCGCCAUUUAAAUAUACUAGGUUGGAAUGCUAUAGGAAUAUCAGAAAUGAAAAAUUUUGAGAUUCCAUUGCUAAAAGUCUGAGUUCUUUAGAAAAUCAACAAAAUAAUCCACAAUUCAUGGAUAUCGAUAAAUAA